ACUAGAAAGCAUAUGGAAUUUUUGGUAAAUAAGAUCCUGAUUCCUGACAAGGGAAAAUUGUUGCAUAGAAGAGAACAAAACUCCCAAAGUUAAGACAGUUACACAUUCCUUCCCUUCCUUUAUAAAAUUCAAACAAGAAGAAAGCGUGUUUUGGUGAUCAACAAGCUUUGUAACUACCGGUAAACUUAUUUGGCCAUGUCCUCUUUGAACUUUGGGAUCAGAGUUUCCCAUACCACAUAUCUGAGUCAUUAAUAAUCAAUUCCUCUUUAGCUUAGUACUACUCUCUGAACUACAAAGAUUUUUGUUCUAGCAGAAACUCUCAAAGAAUAUCUUAGCCAAUAUCUAAUAUCAGAAGCCAAAGAGAGGCCGGUCAAAGAUCCUUGUGUCGUGGAUUCUGUAUCAUAAGAAAAUAUUCUAUUAAUAAUGGCGCAUUCUCACGUUCCAAAGUUUGGCAACUGGGAAGCUGACAACAUUCCAUACAGUGCAUGUUUUGAGAGUGCACGCAGAGAAAAGGCCGGAUUCAUAAUAAAUCCGAACAAUCCAAUGGAAAAUCCAGAGAUCUUCAACAAACAUGUUAAUGUUGAUGAAGUGAAACCUUCUCAUACUUACUCUCACAAAGCAAGUUCAACGGAGAAAGGAAGCCAUGAAGUACCGAAAAACAAUUCUACACACCAUUUGCACCGCCGCAGGAGUAGGGGAAGUAAAGGUAGUUUCACAUCAGAGUUUGGAAGCGAAAAAAGCCACAUUGAUCAUUCUGUCAUCAACAAAACUUCACAAUCAGAACACAAAAGGAGUGUGUCCAAAGGAAUUGGCAGUAACACUGGUAGCUUCUCUUCAUCAAAUCACAGGAGUGAAAGCCGUUCAUUUAAUGACCAUGGGGACCAUAGAGCAGUAGCAAUACCUGAAUUUGGUAAGUGGGAUGUCACAGACCCCAAAUCAGGAGAGGGUUACACUGUUAUGUUCAGCAAAAUUAAAGAAGAAAAGCAAAUCAUGUCUAGCAGGAUCUCUGGCUUAAGGACUACACCACAUAACAAUGGUUCAAAUAUUAAGAAUCAACAUGAUGGAUCUUCCUUCAAUUUAUCUAAGUAUUGUUGCUGUUUAUCUACAAGCGAAAGCAAAUGA
Medicago truncatula (barrel medic) is the source of this 1122-nucleotide messenger RNA. RefSeq names its product RPM1-interacting protein 4. Gene Ontology annotation, cellular component: plasma membrane. The record is from RefSeq and is a predicted model, not a curated record. The transcript is spliced from 4 exons. The coding region runs from base 424 to 1122 and encodes 232 amino acids. Lineage: Eukaryota; Viridiplantae; Streptophyta; Magnoliopsida; Fabales; Fabaceae.